CCUUUUUUCCCUCCCCUCUCCUCCGCUCCGUUCCCUCCCUCUUUCUACCGCGACAAAACCCCCAAAGCUUCGACUUUUUCUCCCUGGUUCGCGUCCUCUAUCUCGCCGUCGCCCUCAUCUCCUCUGUCGCGGCUCCAUUGCGAUUCUCCUUAUGGAAACGCCGGACUACGAGGGCGGAAUCGGCGGGAAAAUCCGGCGGCGGCCGCUCCGGAGGGCCGCCGCGACGCCAUACGAUCGACCCCCCACCCCCGCCCGCGGUCUCGUGGUGCAGCCUUCGGAGCCCGGGUGGCUGUCGAAGCUCGUCGAUCCCGCGUCUCGGCUCAUCACCAGCAGCGCGUCGAAGCUCUUCUCCUGUGUGUUACGCAAGCGUCUCCCCGCGCCGUCGGUCGACGGAGCUCUAGGUGAAGAAGGCUUUCAAUCUGGACAAGAAGGUGUUGAAGCAGCUUUUGUUGAACUAUCAGCUGAAUUGCAGGAAAAUAAAGCUGACUGUGAAAAUAAUGCAACAAAUAAUUCUGACAGCAAUAAAGUUAUGGAGUUCGAACAACUUAUAAAGCAGAAGACUUUCACAAGGGAUCAAUUUGAGCAUUUGACAGGGAUACUGCAUUCAAGAAUUCUUGAUUCAGAUUUGCCAAAACCUGACAAGAAAUUAGUUGAAAUGACUGUUCCCCUACCUGCAAAAGAUAUAGAAAGCUCCAGACCACACGAUGAUAUCACAACUCCUGCAAAUGUUCAAGCUAUCGACGAUCAAACUGCUUCACCAGUGGAACUUGCAAAAGCAUAUAUGGGUUCUAAAUUUCCAAGUGUAUCCCCUUCAUCUCUAAGGUGGCAUAGAAGACAUAUCUUCCAAGAGCAUAAAACAGUGCCAUGUAACUCAACCUAUGCAACAAAGCCAUUUGAUCUGAAAGGUCCACGAUCUGUUGUUCGAUUUUCUGGAUCUGCUGAGAUUCCUGAUAGUGUGACACCAACAUCUCAUGAUAUAUCAGCAAUGUAUGGAAUGUCCUGUUCUCCCUAUUAUAAGGGCGAGGGAUCUUCCAAAAAAGGCAAUGCUGGAUUGUUACCUUUCCAGACGCCAGAAACCACUAGGCAAUUAGGGGGCAGACAGGUGCUCAAACGGAGAAGUUCAGUAUUAGACGAUGAUUUUGGAUCUUAUGGGUCUAUUCGCAGAAUUCGUCAGAAGGUAGCCACAAUGACUCCUUCGAAAAAAGUUAGGCAUCUGUUUCUUUCUGGAAAUCGUUGUCUUGUUCCCUCAACUCCAUUCAAGAAGGAUGUUCAAGAUGAUUCAUCACUGAAUCAAGAGCCUAAUUGCUUGGAUCAACAGCAAGGAGGCAACAGAAUAUCUGACAGUGCUGUUGCUUUUGUUUUACCUCAGUCAAAACAAAUUGAGAACAAAAUAUUCCAACAGCUAGAUAAGCUAGUGCCUUUAUCAAAGGAAAAAUCACCUAAAAUAAAGGAUUAUCCCCUGGAUGGAUCACCUGCUAAUAAGCAUGCAUUCUCAAAAGGCAUCAGCAAUUCUUCAUUUUAUAAACAAGAGACAGUUAAUGUCCUUGGGGAGAAUGGACCCUCAACUUCUAUUUCAGGAGUCAAAUCGGUAUCUGAAGCUGAUACCAUGCAGAAGCAAGCUAUUAAGAUGAGCACACCAGAGGAUACACAAGUGAAUAAUAUGGAUGCAUUGAUGGAUCCUUCCUGUCAAUUGAAGAAUGGAGAUGAGGUGAAGAAGUCACCAGAGAAACCUGUCAGAUCUUCAGUAAUAAGAACAGAGGGGUUUCCUCCAAGGACAUCUGCAAGCAUACCCUCAUCUUCUUCUGACUUUUCCAAGGCAGCUGACGUGAAGCCUUUGAAUGAUAUUGUUGUCAAUAAUGGCAAGGGUUUCACUUUUCCUUUUGCAUCUGCCCCCAGUAUAUCUCAACCACCUUCAACACCUACAGUUGCAACCCCGUUGGUUGAGAAGACAGUGGCACAAAAAGGAGAAAGUGUUUUCCCCUUGUUUUCCUUUGGCUCCGAGGACUCUAAUAGAUUGGAGUUUUCAUCAGCCACAACCAUGGGCAGUUCUAAUGCCACUUCUGGCCUAAAAAACAGCACAAGCAAUGCCACAACAUCAGCACUGAAGGGUUCAAUAUCAGAUAGAGGUGAAGGCCAGAUAACAGGAAAUCUGUCCAGAUCAGUUGGGCUUGUUGAUUCCUUGGAUAAAUCAACAAUGAACAAUUCUAUUGUAUUUUCUUUUGGCAAUUCCUGCAAUGAAAGCUUUCCUAAUGGUUCACUAAGUUCAUCUUCUACAUCUGCUUCAGUCAUGACACUUCCUGGAAGGACUGCUAGCUUGAUUUUCUCUACCACUGCUUCUGCCUUGGCCAGUUCCAGCAGUUCAUCUUCUUCAUCUGUGGCACAGAUUUUUUCCACUGUACCCUCACUUCUGUUUGGGUCUACAUCUUCAAUGGUUUCUACCACAUCAGUGCCUCAAUCAUUAGCUGAAUCUAAUGCAACAAAUUUGGAAGGAUCACCAUUGAGCAUAAAUUGUGCCUCUCCAGGUGCAACUGCAAAUUUUAAAUUUGGAGGCAACUCUUCCACCAUGCUGACAGCAGAUUACCAGUUCUCAAGAGCUGACAGCAACCCUGUUUUGGCAGCAUCAACUGUUCCGAGUAUUAGCAGUACUGUUUCUGCUGCAUCAACUCUGUUUUCAGGUUCCAACAGCAACCAGUCUGCUGUUGCACCAACAUCUACAUUUUCAGGUGCAAGCAACAGCAACCAGUCUGCUGUUGUGCCAACAUCAACAUUAUCAAGUGCAAGCAACAGCAGCCAGUCUGCUGUUGCUCCAACAUCGACAUUUUCAGGACUUGCAUUUGGAGCUCCAACCUCUGGCAGUUCACCUUUUGUGUUUGGUUCAUCAUCACCUCCAGUAUUCUCUUUCGGUUCUGCUGGUGCUAAUAGUUCAUCGAUCUCUUCUGCACAUACUGCAUUUGGCUCGCAAAACUCAGCUGUUGGUUUCAGCCCUGGAACUCCUGGAAAUGAUCAGAUGAACGUUAAGGAUAGCAUGGCCGAAGACCCCAACCAGUCAGCAGUUGGUACCAUUCCACCAUUUGGCCAACCAGGCACUUCAUCCUCUUUACCAGUAUUUGGUGCUCCAGCGACUCAGUCUGCUUCGUCAGUGUUUCAGUUUGGUGUUCAACAGAAUUCCUCUCUUCCUCCAGGGCCUGCCCCAUUUCAAGCAGCUGGCAGUCAUGAGUUUCCUCAAGGAGGAAGCUUUUCUUUGGGUACUGGUGGUGGCGACAAGUCUGGCCGCAGAAUAGUGAGGGUUAAACGAGAUAGAUCACGAAAAAAAUAGCUUAUAUGUCCUACAACAGUGUUCUAAUUGCUUGUGGAGAAAAUCGAAGUCGCAUGCUGCUGCCUGGGCAAUUCUUGUUUGCUUUAUGUGCAGGUUUCUGGAGGCAAGAAUCAAGGCUUUAACAGUUGCUGGAUUUUAUAACAAAGUUUGCCUUUGCAUUCUAAGCCAUCGGUCAAUUUCUCAGUUUUGGUCUACUUGUAGUGAUUGAUGAAUGUAGGGAUGUGCUUCCUCUCUUCCGUGUGUACUUUUAACUGUUGUAACAUAGAACUUGUGUGCUUCAUUUUGUAUGACUGGUGCAAUCAAAUGUGUUCCUUGAUGUCUUCAUCGAGGCUGGAGAAGAAUUUCUACCUCGAGAGUGAGCAAAAAAGAUUUAGACAAGCAAGAAUUUGGAUAAUUUAUGAGCCCAUGCUAGGUUCUUAUUAUUUAGAAUAUUUUUUCUAAUGUGAAGAUAAUGUAUAAAAUGGUUCUAUUACCUUUUCUUUU
Musa acuminata AAA Group (dessert banana) is the source of this 3799-nucleotide messenger RNA. Its product is annotated as nuclear pore complex protein NUP1-like. The record is from RefSeq and is a predicted model, not a curated record. The transcript has 11 exons. Gene Ontology annotation, biological process: nuclear membrane organization. Bases 152 to 3316 code for a protein of 1054 amino acids. Gene Ontology annotation, cellular component: nuclear envelope. NCBI's taxonomy places the organism in Eukaryota, Viridiplantae, Streptophyta, Magnoliopsida, Zingiberales, Musaceae.